GGGGGGCAGCUGCGGAAGGCGGACGCGGAUGUGUGUCUCGGGAGCAGCCAUGGAGCGGCGGCAGCGGCCGGUGGUGCCGGUGGAGCGGCUGAGCGGCGUCACGCGGGAGCGGUUCCUCAGCGACAUCUACCCCCGGAGAAAGCCAGUAGUGCUGAAAGGGAUGGAACUGGGAGCUUGCACAACCAAAUGGACAGUAGAUUACUUGAGCCAAGCCGUAGGAUCUAAAGAAGUGAAGAUUCAUGUUUCUGCAGUGCCACAGAUGGAUUUCCUCAGUAAGAACUUUGUGUAUAGAUCUUUGCCUUUUGAUGUAUUUGUACGAAGAGCAGCUGAAGUCAACCACAAGGAGUACUUUCUUUCUGAGGAUGAAAAGUACUAUUUGCGAUCAGUGGGUGAAGAUGUUAGGAAGGAUAUUGCAGAUAUCAGAAAGCAGUUUCCUACUUUGGCAGAAGAUAUUCAGAUUCCAGAGUAUUUUGAGAAGGAACAGUUUUUCUCUAGCGUCUUCCGCAUCAGCUCAGCUGGAUUGCAGUUGUGGACACAUUAUGAUGUCAUGGAUAACUUCUUAAUCCAAGUAACAGGGAAAAAACGAGUUGCUUUGUAUAGCCCUCGAGAUGCACCAUAUUUAUAUUUAUCAGGCACUAAGUCGGAGGUGCUGGAUGUGGAUAACCCAGACUUAGAGAAAUACCCCCUUUUUGUGAAAGCCAAGCACUAUCAAUGUUUUCUGGAAGCAGGAGAUGUGUUAUUUAUUCCAGCUUUGUGGUUCCACAAUGUAAUUUCUGAGGAAUUUGGAGUGGCCCUGAAUGUCUUUUGGAAGCACCUUCCUGCUGAUUGCUAUGAUAAGAAUGACACUUACGGGAAUAAAGAUCCUACUGCAGCCUCUAGAGCUAUACAGAUCUUGGACAGGGCCUUGAAAACACUCGAAGAACUACCUGAGGAAUAUAGGGAUUUUUAUGCUCGGAGAAUGGUGUUACGCAUCCAAGAAAAAGCCUACAGGAAUGAUAAUGGAUAAAACACAUUUUAAUUCAGCAAGCUCCUGUGAAAGUAGAAAAUUGCAUGCUAAUACGGAAACUGUCCAUAUGUACAUACAUAAGCUUUCUGCAAGACCAAUGAGAACUGUGUUUAUAAACAUUCAUCUAUAACAAA
Messenger RNA from Pezoporus flaviventris, 1140 nucleotides. It is a transcript of the gene TYW5, whose product is annotated as tRNA-yW synthesizing protein 5. The coding region runs from base 29 to 1006 and encodes 325 amino acids. The record is from RefSeq and is a predicted model, not a curated record. Lineage: Eukaryota; Metazoa; Chordata; Aves; Psittaciformes; Psittacidae. Gene Ontology annotation, biological process: wybutosine biosynthetic process. The transcript has 8 exons. Gene Ontology annotation, molecular function: tRNA binding; 2-oxoglutarate-dependent dioxygenase activity.